This is a messenger RNA of Uranotaenia lowii, 3531 nucleotides long. Its product is annotated as lysosomal alpha-mannosidase-like. The transcript is spliced from 7 exons. Gene Ontology annotation, molecular function: carbohydrate binding; alpha-mannosidase activity. The coding region runs from base 223 to 3339 and encodes 1038 amino acids. Gene Ontology annotation, cellular component: lysosome. Lineage: Eukaryota; Metazoa; Arthropoda; Insecta; Diptera; Culicidae. Gene Ontology annotation, biological process: mannose metabolic process. The record is from RefSeq and is a predicted model, not a curated record.
GUCCGAUCGCAGUUUGGUCCGAGGGCUCGACGGAUGUGGUUGGACCAAUUAACUAUAACGGAAAUCAUCAAUUAGUGGAAAGAAAUUUCGAAAACCCUGUAGUGGAAUUGAUAGGCCGGUUUACACGAGAACAAAGUGCGUAGUCAUCCGAUAGUUAGGGGAGGAGCGGGCUAUAUGCGCCUAUUAAGCAGAACACUGAUUUAAUCAAAUACCACAUCGAAUAUGUGUACAAAAACUAGAUACACUUGUGCAGGCAUCUGUUUUCUAUACAAUGGAGUAAUUUUUAUGUUAAAAUUUUCUUCUGUUUCCGAGAAAACGAUUUUAUUCGUAUCACCCUCAAAAUGCAGUGGUCAGCACCGUGGAAGUGGCUUUCUAGUGGACUCAUCCAUUCAUCAUUGGAACCAUUUCCAAGUGAGGGAACAACAAAAAUGUGGAUAUGAGUCCUGUCCAGCACCGCAGCAAGAUAUGCUCAACGUUCACCUGGUCCCCCACAGUCACGACGAUGUUGGAUGGCUGAAAACCGUCGAUCAGUACUACUAUGGCAGCAAAAUCAACCACCAAAGGGCCGGUGUUCAGUACAUUCUAGACUCGGUUGUCCAGGAGCUGUUGAAAGAUCCGUCCAGAAGGUUUAUCCAGGUGGAGACGGCCUUCUUCUUCAUGUGGUGGGAUGAGCAAACGGAGGAAGUUAAAGACCAGGUCCGAAUGCUGGUCCAGGAGGGUCGCUUCGAAUUUGUGGGUGGAGCCUGGAGCAUGAACGAUGAAGCGGCGGUACACUAUCAGAGUGUGAUCGAUCAGUUCACCUGGGGUCUGCGACUGUUGAAUGACACCUUCGGAGAAUGUGGGCGUCCUCGAGCGGGAUGGCAGAUUGAUCCUUUCGGGCAUUCCCGGGAGCAGGCGUCGAUUUUCGCCCAGAUGGGAUAUGACGGAACGUUCUUCGCUCGGCUGGACUGGAGAGAUAAAACGAAACGGUUGGAGGAGAAAAAAGCGGAAAUGAUUUGGAAAUCGAGCGUUAAUCUGGAUGACAGUGAAUUGUUCACAUCGGUUCUUUACAAUCACUACAGCGCACCACCCGGAUUUUGUUUCGACGUGUUGUGCAAUGAUGAUGCCUUUGUAGAUGGGCAAUAUAGUGCCGAGAAUAAUGUCAAAGAAAAGAUUGAUCAAUUCAUCAGCUUUGUAACUAAUAUGUCGCAAAGGUACCGUUCCAAUAAUCUUAUCAUAACCAUGGGAGAUGACUUCAACUAUAUGGAUGCCAUCAUGAAUUAUAAAAAUAUGGAUAAAUUGAUCAAGUACACCAACGCCCGCCAAAAGGAAGGAUCCAAAAUCAACGUUUUCUACUCGACGCCGACCUGCUAUCUGAAGGCCGUUCACGAUGCGCAGCUGACCUGGCCGGCAAAGACCGACGACUUCUUCCCGUACGCCACGGACUAUCACGCGUACUGGACCGGAUACUUCACCUCGCGUCCCAACUCCAAGCGCUUCGAACGAAUGGGCAAUCACUUCCUGCAGGUUUGCAAACAACUGUCGGCGAUCAGUGUUCUGCGAGGGGAAAGUUACAACGAACAUCGUUUGACGAAGCUGCGAGAGGCUAUUGGAGUAAUGCAACACCACGACGCUAUUACCGGAACGGAGAAACAGCACGUUUCUGACGAUUAUCAUCGAAUGCUGACGGCGGCUUUCGCAGGUUGCGAAGCCAAUGCGAAUGAUGUGCUGGGCUCGCUUACGAGGAAAUUCGAUACGGUUACACCGUUGACUUUUGAAUCAUGUUUGCAAUUGAACAUAAGCCAGUGUUAUGUAUCAGAGAAAAACGAAGCGUUCGUAGUUACUUUGUACAAUCCUCUGGGCCAUUCUACUUCGGAGUACGUUCGUGUACCAGUCAAUGGAAACAACUACGCCGUGAGGGAUGAUCAGGGCGUGAAGCUACCAAUCGAUAUUGUCCCUGUUCCUAAGUCGGUAUUUGAUUUGGAAUAUCGACAGGCUAUUGCUGCUAGUGAAUUGGUAUUCUUGGCGCAACAAAUUCCUCCGAUGGGCUUCAAAUCGUUUUACGUAUCGGAAGUCUAUGAACCUGAAUCAAGCAAUGAUGUAGAACAGUUGACUCGUCCACAUAUUACUACAAUCGGCAAUGAAAACCUUCGUUUAAACUUCGAUGAAAACGGAUUCCUGGCUUCGAUUUUGGUUGAUGGAGAAGUUCAUAAUGUUAAACAAGACUUCCUGUACUACGAAGGGGCCUACGGUAACAAUGCAGUAUUCGAAAAUCGAUCCUCAGGAGCAUACAUUUUCAGACCAAACGGCACGGAGAAACAUGUCGCAGAGAAAGUUCAAAUCAGUGUGAUUUACGGAAACCAGGUCCAGGAAGUCCAUCAGGUGUUCAACGAUUGGAUCAGCCAGGUUAUUCGUGUUUUCGAAGGUGAUUCCCAUGUUGAAUUCGAAUGGUUGGUGGGACCGAUUCCGAUAGACGAUGAUAAGGGCAAAGAAAUCAUUAGUCGUUUCUACACGGACAUUGCUUCUCAAGGAACCUUUUACACAGAUUCAAACGGAAGAGAAAUGUUAAAACGAGUUCGUGACUACCGCGAAACUUGGGAUCUCGAACUUCUUGAACCGGUAGCCGGAAACUACUAUCCAAUAACGGCUAAAAUCGCAAUGGAAGACGACAAAAGUCGAAUUGCAGUUCUGAACGAUCGCGCUCAAGGUGGAACCAGUUUGCAGGAUGGCGUCUUGGAGUUGAUGGUUCAUCGGAGACUACUCAGGGAUGAUGCUUUCGGAGUUGGGGAAGCACUGAACGAAACUGCCUUCGGCAAAGGUGUGGUUACUCGAGGAAAACACUACCUAAUGAUUGGAUCCAAGAAAAUGCAAACUCAAGACAAGGAACGCUUUUUGCAGAAUCAGAUUCUUACUCCGGCCUGGACGUUCUUCAGCGAUGCAACUAAGAUCUCGUAUGAGCAAUGGCAAUCCAAUUAUGAACCUUCCAUGAGCAUUUUCAAGGAAUCGCUCCCACUAAGUGUCAACCUUCUAACAUUCGAACCUUGGAAGGCACCAAACACGUUUUUGAUCCGCCUUGAACAUCUCCUGGAAAAUGGUGAAAGCACUCUUUACUCAACCCCGAUAACGGUUGAUUUGGAAGCCGUUUUCUCAUCGAACGUGCACAUAACCAAUCUUCGCGAAACAACUCUGGCUGGAAACCAGUGGAAGGAAGACAACACCCGACUAAAAUUCUUCUACGAUCCAGAACCAAUUCAACACACUGAACACGAGCAGCGUUCAUCAAAGAUCGACGAAGGCUUCCAAGUAACCCUGAAUCCCAUGGAAAUUCGGACAUUCAUCAUUGAAAUACAUCAACACUAGCUUACCAUUCUUGUUGAUACAGAUAAACCUACCAAACAUAACAAAUUGAGAUAAAAAAACAUUUUUCUAGGAAAUCUAAGGCCUUGGGCAGAAUCAAACUGUUUACGUCGAUUUUUUUUAGUGCGUUCUAUUAGCUAGAAUAUUUCACUUUGUACAAAUAAAGCUCGUCAGUUGCAUACCCCUUUUCAAAAA